This is a messenger RNA of Notodromas monacha, 1896 nucleotides long. The record is from the annotation of a GenBank genome assembly. Lineage: Eukaryota; Metazoa; Arthropoda; Ostracoda; Podocopida; Cyprididae.
AUGAAACUACUCGAAGGAAAAACCGCCAUUAUAACAGGAGCCACCCGAGGCAUUGGCAAAAGCAUUGCCCAAGAAUUCAUCAAACAUGGAGCCAAUGUGGUGUUUACUUAUGUCGCCUCCAAAGAUAAAGCCGAUGCUUUGGAAGCCGAACUUAACCAAACAGGGGUGGCCAUAGCCGUGCAAUCGAGUGCCGAAGAUUUUGAGGCCGCUCAAGCUUUAAUAGACUUAACGGUGGCUAAAUUUGGGCAGAUUGAUAUUGUAAUUAACAACGCGGGAAUUACCAAAGACAAUUUGCUUAUGCGCAUGAGCGUAGACGAUUGGAAACAGGUCAUCGAUGUGAAUUUAAGUGCCGUUUAUAAUUUGACGAAAGCGGCCAUGAAACCCAUGCUAAAACAACGCUCGGGCUCUAUUAUUAAUAUGAGUUCGGUGGUGGGCAUCAAAGGCAAUGCUGGACAGGCCAACUAUGCCGCUUCCAAGGCGGGCAUUAUUGGGUUUACCAAAUCGGUGGCCAUCGAAUUGGGGUCGCGCAAUAUCCGUUGCAAUGCCAUUGCCCCUGGAUUUAUAGAAACCGAAAUGACCGCCGCCUUGGAUCAAAAAGUUGUCGAAGGUUGGGCGUCGGCCAUUCCUUUAAAGCGGGGGGGGCAACCUUUGGAUGUGGCCAAUGCCUGUGUGUUUUUGAGCAGCGAUAUGUCCAGAUCUAGAAACGCUCCCUUAAAUUUGGCGUUUCAUUUGGAUGACUUUUUUACGGUGCACAGCAUUGUGGAUGAACGAUCGGCCGGGUUUGUGGCCUUGGGUAUGGCCCAACAACUUAAACAACCCGUGGCUAUAUGUUGCACCAGUGGUUCGGCAGCGGUGAAUUAUUACCCAGCCGUGGUGGAAGCUUUUUAUCAAAACAUUCCAUUGGUGGUGAUUACAGCAGACCGACCCGCCGACUUAGUGGAUCAGUUUGAAGGCCAGACCAUUCGUCAAAAUGGUUUGUUUUCAAAUCAUGUACACAAUCAAACCGUGUUAAACGAAAAUUUGGAUGCCGAUUCACAAGACCAAUUGAUGGAUUGUUUAACCCACCUUUAUCAACAUCAAGGGCCGGUGCACAUUAACAUGCCCUUCACCGAACCCUUGUAUCAACAAGCCAUAAGCCAAACAUGGACUUGGGAAACCCAUUCAACAUUGGUCAACAAUGACCCGAUGGAUGAUGCAUUAAAACGCAUUUGGCAAAAUAGUCCCAAACGCCUCAUAUUAUUGGGAAUGCACCCUCCCUCCCCUACUCUAGACGCCUUGAUCGAUUAUUGGCUACAAGAUGGCCGUACGGUGGUUUUAAGCGAAACCACCUCCAAUGGACAUCAUCCUCUUUUGAUUCAUGGAAUUGACCAAUGCAUCACCAAUAUGGACCCCUUAGACUUGCCCCUAUUUUAUCCCGAUUUGGUAAUGACUGUUGGACAAAAUGUGAUAUCCAAACGCAUUAAAAGCUUUUUAAGGGCCGCUCAACCCCACCACAUUUGGCACAUCGAUCGACAUUGGGCCCCAGAAACCUAUGGUCUGAUUACCCACCAUUGGGCGUACGCAUUAGAGGAUAUCAUGGACAUUUGGAUCCAUCAAAUGCCCAUUACUCAUGGAGAAUAUCAGUCCCGAUGGGUCAACAUUCAAACCCUGAAAAUUAAAAAACACCGGAGUUUCCAAACCGAAUUCUCGGAUUGGCAAGCCAUUUAUGCCUUGAGUCAAUCGAUUCCCGCCGACUGGCAGAUUCAAUGGGGCAAUAGUUCUAUUGUACGAUAUGCCCAAUUGAUGCAAUGGCCCAAAUCCAUUGUGCAUUAUGCGAAUCGAGGAGUAAGCGGUAUUGAUGGCAGCACAUCAACGGCCGUGGGUGCUUGUAUGGUCAGCGGUCAAAACACUCUAUUG